Carassius gibelio (silver crucian carp) is the source of this 2980-nucleotide messenger RNA. RefSeq names its product leupaxin-like. The record is from RefSeq and is a predicted model, not a curated record. The coding region runs from base 134 to 1360 and encodes 408 amino acids. Gene Ontology annotation, cellular component: focal adhesion; cytoplasm; cell-cell junction. Gene Ontology annotation, biological process: cell-cell junction organization; cell-cell adhesion; positive regulation of substrate adhesion-dependent cell spreading. The transcript has 9 exons. Lineage: Eukaryota; Metazoa; Chordata; Actinopteri; Cypriniformes; Cyprinidae.
AAAAAGGAAGCAACAUCAGUUUCACAUGUUAGAUUGGGCUCAACCCACAGCUACACGUAUCAGAUCAGCCUUCCACACAUCACUCUGAACGCAACGAACGCUGCUUACCUCUCAUCUCACAGCACAGACCACAAUGGACGAACUUGACAUGCUUUUAGAGGAGUUGGCGCAGAACUCCACCCAGACUUCAAAUGUUCCUGCACCCAUUCCACCCAAAACUCUCCACCUGGGAGCCUCGGUUAAAAGUAGCAGCACACCUCAGUUUGAACAAACUGAAUCCUCAGGAUUUGUUGCUGGUCCAGGAAAGACAUGUGAUCCCUACAGUGUGGUUCCGGUUCCCGUGGAGGCCGGAGUGAUGAGUCCCGGCACAGCUACACGAGAACUGGACUCCAUCAUGAAUGAGCUGCUAGGGCUAGGCCUGGAGGUUUCAGAACCCACAUCAAACCCACCUCCAGUUGCUUAUAAGGCAACGAAAGACAAAAAACCUGAGGAAACUAAAGAAAGCGAUAGUGGAACGCAAAAAGAGGCUGUGAACCCAAUGCAUCCUCCCCUGUCACAGAAAGUAUCCAAGAAUGUGGAUGCUAUAGAUGACUUGCUGGGCUCUCUCAGCUCAGACAUGGAGAAAAUGGGGGUCCGGACAGCUGCCAAAGGCCACUGUGCUUCUUGUGGCAAGUGUAUAGCUGGGAAGAUGAUUACAGCUUUGGGUCAGGUGUGGCAUCCGGAACACUUUGUGUGCACGGCAUGCAGGGAGGAACUGGGCACAUGUGGCUUCUUUGAGAGAGACGGCAAGCCGUACUGUGAGAAAGACUACCAGAACCUCUUCUCCCCUCGCUGCGGUUACUGCAAGGGUCCUAUUACUCAGAACAUUCUAACAGCGAUGGAUCAAACAUGGCACCCAGAACAUUUCUUCUGCAGCCACUGUGGAGAUCUAUUUGGACCUGAUGGGUUUCUAGAGAGAGAUAGUAAGCCAUAUUGCUCUAGGGAUUUCUACCGCCUCUUUGCACCCAAAUGCUCCGGCUGUGGAGAGCCAGUGAAGGAGAACUAUCUGUCUGCAGCCAAUGGAACCUGGCACCCUGACUGCUUUGUCUGUGCGGACUGCCUGAAGCCUUUCACAGACGGUUGCUUCCUUGAGUUGAACGGUCGCCCCCUCUGUUCCCUGCAUUAUCACUCCAGACAGGGCACUCUGUGUGGGACCUGUGGAGAGCCCAUCUCGGGCCGCUGCAUCGCUGCUCUGGACCGCAAGUUUCACCCUGAACACUUUGUGUGUGCGUUCUGCCUUCGGCAACUGAGUCAGGGAGUGUUUAAGGAGCAGGCAGGGAAGCCGUACUGUUCAGUUUGCCAUACGAAACUCUUUGUGUGAAAAAUGAUCAAGGUUUUAAAGCAGUGGUUGUCAAACUUUUUAAAGGCCCCUCACAUUCAAAAUAAUCUAAAAUAUACAAAUAAAUAUAUAAUAAACAUAUUAAUAUAAUAAUAUAUUACAAAAUAUAUUAAAAUAAUGAACCAGGAUUCAUAAAACCUGUAUUUUCUUCUAUAAAAUCAAUAUUAAGUGAGGGGAAAUAAACAAAUAAAAAUGUGACUUCAGUUUCCAUCUUUUUUUUUUUUUUACUUUUUUUUUUUUUUACAUUUUCAUUUACUUUUUUUUUACAUUUAAAAUUACAAUUAUUUCAACAUAUAAGUUUUUUUAUUUAUUUAAAUACUUUAAAGUCACCCUGUGGGCCCCGACUCCCUGAUUGAGAACCACUGUUUUAGGCUAUGUUUACAAAAACAGAAAACGUUUUAUCCUUGCAUUUUUAAAAACUUUCACAUAUACACAACAACAUUUUCAAAAUAAUUUACACAUAGCCGUGAAAACGACCAAAAACGCUGUAUUACAUAUGCCAGACCAGUAGUUGGCGCUGUCAUCUUGUUAGUAAACCUGUAGGGAAGUGAUGAUUUUUUAUGUACGUGAUGUGUCUCUGCUGUUGGCCUUCUAUUACUGUCUAUGGCUGUUGAUUGCAAUAUUGGUGAAGUAAAUCCACACUUUGCUGAAGAAGUGUUAGCAAACUCUUGAGCUGCAGCAACAGUACCAUAUACUCCGCCAUUGUUGUGUAUGCUUGUUCGCGCUUGCCUUUAAAAUCAACACGCAUGUCUACAUACCUAACAUGUACUAUGCAUGUGCAUGACGUCAACAUUUUCAAAGUUACCCUUAUUGGGUGUUUGCAGGGAAUCGGUUUACGGUGCCAGUUUCAAAUACUUGCACUUUGAAAUCCGUUUUUUAAAGUAUUCAUUUUCAGUUCCCCAAAAAUGCUGUUGUUGUGUACAUGAACAGUCAAAACGCAUAAAAAGUUUCAGAUUUUUGGCCCAAAACGUUGUUGUGUAAACGACCCCUUAGAAAGAAAUAGCAUGGAAGGAUACAUGUGCCAUGUGUUUUUUUUCUAUUUUGUCUCAGGGAAAGAAAAAAAAAACUUUUUUAGAGAAUGCAAGUCAAAUGCAAGACAAUGUAAACUGCACUCAGAAAACUUCUUUAAAAUGUAUUGUCUACUAUAUUUUUUACAAAGUAAACUAUAGCAAUAUGUUAUUAUUUAAUUGUAUCAUUACGUCACAUCACUGAAGCUGUUGUAAUACAUGUUGAACAAAACAAAAAUGAUUGUUAAAGAUCUGAAAUAUUCAUAAAAUGUAAAAAAAAAGGGGAUUCAUCGUCUUUUACUCGAAUAUAUAGACAAUGCCAUGAAUUCAAUUCUGCUCUCAGAGCAUAUCAAAACAAACAUACAUCUCUGCAGGCUUAUGAGGAGAUUUCUGGGUAAAUGCUAUUAAUGUACUAUUAUUUCAAUAAGGUUUCAAUGACUAAAAGACUCAAGAUCCUAAUUAACUUAAUACCCAUGUGUUUUCAUAGCCCAUGCAUUGCAGUGACAUCAUGGGGACAUUUUCUGUAAACAUUCAAAAAGGGUUAAAUAGCACCGACCAUAAUUUUCUUGCUUGAAUAAACAUGAACUUUACAGAA